Messenger RNA from Mesorhabditis belari, 234 nucleotides. Lineage: Eukaryota; Metazoa; Nematoda; Chromadorea; Rhabditida; Rhabditidae. The record is from the annotation of a GenBank genome assembly.
AUGUCGAAAGUUAUCAUUCUCUGUCUGCUAGCUGUCUUCCUCGUACAAGUGGUCGUUUCAACGCAAGACGAUCUGACGGUAUUCAAUCGGGCCGAGGGUGGUAUUCGUGUGAAGAGAGGGUCCAAAUGCAAAAAAACCAAUAUACUCUGCUGGUCGCAUAUGUGUGAUCGUUGCUGUGCCACUGGAUGCUCUGGAGUGAACUGUGUAGAUAUCAUGUGUGGAGUCUGUUGUCGA